Messenger RNA from Solanum pennellii, 781 nucleotides. RefSeq names its product hydrophobic protein LTI6A-like. NCBI's taxonomy places the organism in Eukaryota, Viridiplantae, Streptophyta, Magnoliopsida, Solanales, Solanaceae. Gene Ontology annotation, cellular component: membrane. The transcript is spliced from 3 exons. The coding region runs from base 336 to 506 and encodes 56 amino acids. The record is from RefSeq and is a predicted model, not a curated record.
CGUUUUUUAAUUUCGGUACCAAACGUCCCCUUUAGUGUGAACGCCAACUUCCCAUGUGAUGGAGAGGGUGAAAACAGUACCCAUUAAAGCUCUUUUGCCACGUGUCGUGCUGAAUGUGGAUUAGCUGUGUAAAUCCUAUUCGUACUAAUCCCAAAAAAAGUUUUUAAAAGGGAAAACAGUUAUGAUGAAGCAAACGCAUUUAAAGACGAAAUUAACCCUCAGAUACUUAUCAGCCUAUAUAUAGUGCCACAACUUCCUCCUGUUUUAACCAAAAUACAUAUUGUUUAAUUAGCAUUUGAUUUGAUUUGAUUUGAUUAUCAUCAGAAGAAGAGAAAAUGGGAGACAACACUAUGACAUGCAUAGACAUUCUUCUGGCCAUUAUCUUGCCUCCCCUUGGUGUUUUCCUCAAAUUUAACUGCCAGGUGGAGUUCUGGAUCUGUGUUUUGCUGACUCUCUUUGGGUGGCUACCUGGUAUCAUUUAUGCUAUUUGGGUCCUCACCAAGUGAUCAUCAUAUGGUGGAUAUUUGAAGACCAUAUUAUUACUACUUCGCUAAUGGAGUAUCUAGCUACCUUUUCUAUUUAUUCUUGGCUUUUGGUUGUUUUCUCUUGUGGAUAGAUUGUUUGAUGAACAUAUAAUAUCAUAUUAUUGUGAGUCAUUUGGGAUUGUAAUGUAACUUCCAAUCUGUAUUUUAUUGGAUUGUUAUGUUGAUUGUGUUACAGCUGGCAUCAGUUUGUAACUUUAUUUUAUUCUAUCUAAUAUUAUAUAUAUAUUCAGUUGAUA